ACCAGCUGGAGUGUAUCAGUAAUUACUGUAUGUAAUGUCAGAAUUAAUUUGACUUGGAUACUUUCCAUAACCAUGAGGGGCAGUCAUAUAUGGAGCUUCACUGGCAUUUCCAUCAUGUUAAUAUUAACAUCUGGAGCACUGGCAGGUCAACUUCUUUACAACCUGGCACUGAAAAAAACAGCUGUCCAGUCUUCAACCAGUGGCCCCUUGGGUACUGCUGGUAGAGCAGUUGAUGGAAACAGAGAUGCAAGCUAUCAAAGAGGGUCUUGCACACUUACUAAUGGACAAUCUAAUCCCUGGUGGAGAGUAGACCUGGUAAAUGUGUAUACAAUUGGAGCUGUAAUGAUAACCAAUAGAGAUGAAAUGGAAAACAGGCUGGAUGGUGCAGAAAUCUGGAUUGGAAAUUCAACAACAAUCAUUAACUCUAAAAGCAUCAGGUGUGCUGUCAUCUCUCACAUUCCCAAGGGACAAGCAUUUUACUUUCCAUGUAACUCUGUGAAGGGACGCUACGUCACUGUGUUCCUACCAGGAAGUGCGAAGGCCCUAAAUCUCUGUGAGGUUGAAGUGUACUACGGAUACCCAUUACCCAAUGUGGCACUCAAAGGAGAACCUACCCAGUCAUCUACACUCUCUUUUGCCACGGCGUCCAAAGCCGUCGAUGGCAGACGGAACUCGUUCUAUAGCAAUGGGUUCUGUAGCCACACCGCUGAAGACGAGACCAACCCCUGGUGGAGGGUGGACCUGCAGCGAAGCUUUACAGUCACUGCUGUAAAAGUCACCAACAGAGGAGACUGCUGUGCUGAAAGACUGGAUGGAGCUGAGAUCAGAAUAGGAAACUCACUGGAGAACAAUGGAAACAAUAAUCCCAGGUGUGCUUCCAUCUCACAUAUCAAUGCGGGUAAAACCUACACAUACCAGUGUGAUGGAGGCAGCAUGGAGGGUCGCUUUGUGAACGUGUUUCUUCCUGGACAGAAGAAGACUCUCACCCUGUGUGAAGUGGAGGUGUAUGCUGCCCCAGCAGUGGAGCCACUUCAAAACGUUGCCUUAAACAGAGAAACAGUGCAGUCAUCCGUUAGUGCAGCAUAUGGGCCUUCAAAAGGUGUCGAUGGAUGCAGAAAUGGAAACUUGGUGGCAGAAUGCUGUACACAUACUUUAGAAGACCUGGGUCCCUGGUGGAGAGUAGACUUGCUGGCUGUCUAUAAAGUCAGUGCUGUCACCAUCAUCAACAGACAAGAUGGUUAUACAGAAAGGAUUCUUGGGGCACAGAUCUUGAUUGGGAACUCGCUGGAACAAAAUGGUACACAAAACCCCAGUUGUGGCAUGAUCAAAUCAUUAGCAGGUACACCAACAUACACAUUCCAGUGUAAUGAAAUGGAAGGUCGCUACAUCAAUGUGAUCAUACCAGGAAUUAAGAGAUAUAUGACCCUGUGUGAAGUGGAAGUGUUUGCUUCUCUAUGUGUGCCAGACGUUGUCAUUCCUCCACCUCCUCCCACACCUCCUCCGCCUGUGAGUUUGCAGCUUGGUGGCAGGAACGUGACGGUGGUGGGAGAGAGGCUCUGCUGGUCUGAUGCUCUGAUGUACUGUAGACGUUAUUACUGGGACCUGCUCAGCCUUCACAGCCAACAGGAGCAAAGCGAGUUGGAGCAGCUGCUGGGCCUCAUUCCUUUCUCCCUCACAGACCACGUCUGGCUGGGACUGCGCAGAUCCCUCAGAGGAGACGAGUGGUUCUGGAUGUCCGGAUAUUCCAUGAAUUUCUUAAAUUGGCCACAAGAUUUUGUUCCUGACAGCUACUCCAGCACCUGUGGAGGCGUGGCCAGCACAGAGAACUUCCUCUGGCAGGACCAGCCCUGUGAGGAGAACCUCAACUUCAUCUGCCAAUCAGGUGCUGAUGAUGCUGUGCAGAGAGUUUAUUUCUCCAGCACCAAGGAUCCAACAAGUCCAUAGUAAAGGAGAUGACACAGUAUAAACUGUGAUGCAUGGUUUUUGUUAGAAAUAGUUACGACUUAAAACCUUUUUGUACUCCUUUAAAUUCUGGCAAAAAUUCAGUAAAUGCAUAAAACACUGUUUACAAACACUAUACAAACACUGCUGUAUGGUUUGUAGUAUUGCUUAUGGGAAUUAUUAUAUUUAUAUUUAUAAAAAGCACGUGAGCUUAUUCCUUUGCAUUAUAUAUAGCAAUAAAUGCCUGCAAUAACUAGGUCUUAAGUUAUAGUAUAGUACACUAUAGUAUCUGUAGUAUAGACCAAAGUGAUGAACUUACUCUUAUUUUCUCUUCUAUAAUCACCUGGGUUGGAAAAAAGUUUAAUGAGCUGUUGUGUUGUGUGAUAAAGAUUAGUUUGUGACAAAAUGUAAUG
Messenger RNA from Oreochromis niloticus (Nile tilapia), 2354 nucleotides. RefSeq lists its product as uncharacterized. The record is from RefSeq and is a predicted model, not a curated record. The transcript has 11 exons. Bases 73 to 1944 code for a protein of 623 amino acids. NCBI's taxonomy places the organism in Eukaryota, Metazoa, Chordata, Actinopteri, Cichliformes, Cichlidae.